CAGCUCUGUGGGCUCUCUUCUCAAGUUUUGACCAAUUCACACACUGACUGUGUGCUGUUCAUUUGACGUGGACAUCAUCUCGAAGAGGGGCUCAGGGUUUCAGCUCGCAUCAGAACAAAAAUAAAACAAAAUGCCUGGACCAGCAGCAAGCGCAACAAAUGUCGGGGCAUCUAGCCGUUCCCCCAGUAAGACAGUGGCUCCCCGUGCUGCAGGCGCUACUGUCAGACAGAGGAAAGCUACCAGCAGCGGCACACGCAGUGGUGGCAGGACCACAGGAUCAGCAGGUACUGGCGGCAUGUGGCGCUUCUACACGGAAGACUCGCCAGGCCUCAAAGUCGGCCCGGUGCCAGUGCUGGUGAUGAGUCUGCUCUUCAUCGCUUCCGUCUUCAUGCUGCACAUCUGGGGGAAGUACACCCGCUCUUAAAACUUGUCUGAUGACCUCUGACCCUGCGCCUCAGCUUCUUAACAUAUUGGACCUGGACCAAACAACAACACAACUUUACUCCCCUUUUUCCACCAUCAUGAUCACUACAACACACAGACACACAAAACGGAUAUUUUGUAUGUGACCGUUUCAGUACUUCGUCUGCAGUGAUGCUGGUGUCCACCUUGUUGCUUUUGUUCAUCCGUGUUUUUCAAGAUCUGGGCGGGAUGAACAGGAGGAGGCCGUGCUAGCUCACCUCACUUGUGAUGUCUGUGUGUGUACCUGGCCCUCCUUUUGAGCAGCAUGUUUACGCCACUGUUGCAUAAAGGUUUAGAGCCAUGUUCAAAGACAUUGUUGUUUUCAGGCCCCAGCAAACAUUUCUUAUCGCCUGAAUUGCAUUUUUUGUUAUCAGCAUUUGUACAAAUAUAAUUGUAAAAUUGUACAAUAAAAAAAGGAAAAACAA
This is a messenger RNA of Notolabrus celidotus (New Zealand spotty), 887 nucleotides long. It is a transcript of the gene sec61b, whose product is annotated as SEC61 translocon subunit beta. The coding region runs from base 131 to 424 and encodes 97 amino acids. Gene Ontology annotation, cellular component: Sec61 translocon complex. The transcript has 4 exons. NCBI's taxonomy places the organism in Eukaryota, Metazoa, Chordata, Actinopteri, Labriformes, Labridae. Gene Ontology annotation, biological process: intracellular protein transport. The record is from RefSeq and is a predicted model, not a curated record.